Messenger RNA from Sparassis crispa, 627 nucleotides. RefSeq lists its product as hypothetical. The coding region runs from base 1 to 627 and encodes 208 amino acids. The transcript has 6 exons. The record is from RefSeq and is a predicted model, not a curated record. NCBI's taxonomy places the organism in Eukaryota, Fungi, Basidiomycota, Agaricomycetes, Polyporales, Sparassidaceae.
AUGGCCUCUCGUCUCGGACGUCGAUUAUUGUCCCUGGUCGUACGGCCGCCUAUCCGCGCUAGCCGCGGUAGUACCGGCGCGUCGAGAAGACUCAUGAGCACGGCCCAGCACAGCGAGCCAGGAAGUGACAAGCCUUGGAUAAUUGGUUCUGCUUUAUUUUUCGGUCCACUUGCACUCUGGCUGCUGAUCCCUACGGUUAAAAAGGCGGACGAUUCGUCACACGGGCACAACCCGUCGCACGGACAUGUCCCGUCCAAGACACUGGUCCCUGUGAAGGAUGACGAGGGCACUGAGGUCGCUGCUGCGGAAGUACAGACGACCAUGCAGGAUGCCUUUAACACUGAUUCUCCGAAGGACGCAGAGGUUGCUGAGGAGCAGGCAACUACCGAGCAAGUCGGCCCUGUCGCCGACAGCGAAGGUGAGCAAGUCUCAGAUGGCGAGAUAAACUCAUCCACACGUCAGGCAAUCGACCAGGAUUCUCCCAAAGACGUCCAGCGCACGGAAGCGGAAUACGCUCAGGCGCAAACCUCCGAGACUGUUCACGAGCAAAAGGGCUCAGAGGAAUCAUCUAAAGAUGCUCCCCAGGACGACACUCAGAAGGAGGCUGCGGCCGAGUCCAAGGAGUGA